Molecule: messenger RNA, 1668 nt
Organism: Sander lucioperca (pikeperch)
Lineage: Eukaryota; Metazoa; Chordata; Actinopteri; Perciformes; Percidae
Product: E3 ubiquitin-protein ligase TRIM63-like
Exons: 10
Coding region: 267-1631 (454 amino acids)
Molecular function (GO): zinc ion binding
Source: RefSeq, a predicted model, not a curated record
CGACCUUUGACAUAUAUGGGCAUGUCGGCAUGACAACAGCUGACGUCUGCCAGUCUAAAAACAGCAUAGUCACCCUGCAGUCAGAAGGCCUCAGCACCGCGUACUCUGCUCUUUCCUUGUGUAAUUAUUCAUUUUAUUAACUUUAUUCUCGCCUACUACUUCUGCUCCCGGUGUGUCCGGGUGACGGCGAUCUCCCACGGGGACUCCUCGCGCACCGACACGCGCACCGACACGUCACCGACUCGCCGCCGGAACUACUAACAAACAUGGAGAGUCUGGAGAAACAGCUGAUCUGUCCCAUCUGUCUGGAGGUGUUCACCAAGCCGGUGGUGAUCUUGCCCUGCCAGCACAACCUGUGCAGGAAGUGUGCCAACGACGUGUUCCAGGCGUCCAAUCCCUACAUGACGUCGAGGAGUGGCUCCACGGUGACGUCCGGCGGGCGUUUCCGCUGCCCGUCCUGCCGCCACGAGGUGGUUCUGGAUCGCCACGGCGUCUACGGGCUGCAGAGGAACCUGCUGGUGGAGAACAUCAUCGACAUGUACAAGCAGGGUAGCAGCAGCAGACCGGUCCCGGAGGAGAAGUGUGUGCAGCCGAUGUGUGAGAGCCACGAGGAGGAGAAGAUCAACAUCUACUGCCUGAGCUGCAGCGUUCCCACCUGCUCGCUCUGCAAAGUCUUCGGAGCGCACAAAGACUGCGAGGUGGCUCCUCUGGACGCCGUCUUCCACACGCAGAAGGCUGAGCUGACUGACUGUAUCUCCAUGCUGGUUGGGAACAACGAGCGGACUCAGGCCAUCAUCAGUCAGCUGGAGGAAACCUGCACAACGGUCGACGAGAACGGGCGGCGCCAGAAGUCGAAGGUGUGCGAGACGUUUGAUCAGCUGUUCUGUCUGCUGGAGGAGAGGAAAGUCGAGAUGACGCUACGGAUCAACGGCGAGCAGGAAGAGAAGCUGGAUUACAUCAGAGGGCUGAGCAGGAAGUACAGCGAACACCUGGAGAACUCGGCCAAGCUGCUGGAGACCGCCAUCCAGACCAUGGACGAGGCCGAGAUGGCCGUGUUCUUGCAGACGACCAAACCUCUGCUGCAGAAGAUGGUGGAGGGCAGCAACACGUCUCACGUGGAGAAACUCCAGCUGGGCUACGAGAAGAUGGAUCACUUCACGGUCAACUUCUCCCGCCAGAGGAGAGCGCUGAUGGCCGUCGACUUCAUCAAACUCGAUGAAGACGAUGAUGAAGAGGAUGAAGAUGAGGAAGAAGCAGUGGAGGUCAGAGGGACGGCCUCAGCCAAUCAGCAGCCUCCUUUGGCUCCCAUUCAGUCAACCGGUGUUCAGCUCUCAGCACCACCCCCUCAGAGAUCCUCCGAGGCUCCGCCCACGCUGACAUCACAGACGAGAGGCCCCGCCCCCUCCACAGCCCUCCAGGCCACGCCCCCUCAGAGGUCCUCUGAGGCUCCACCCACGCUGACAUCACAGACGAGAGGCCCCGCCCCCUCCACAGCCCUCCAGGCCACGCCCCCUCUGCCACUUCCCUCCGCCAGCUCGGGCCCUCAGGUUGAGUCUGAUCAGCAGAACGAGUCGGAGGACAGCGACGGACCCAAACACGUCUUCUCCUUCAGCUGGCUCAACCAGAAGUAACCAAGACCCAGAUCCAGAACCACAACCAGAACCAGAA